Molecule: messenger RNA, 8656 nt
Organism: Girardinichthys multiradiatus
Lineage: Eukaryota; Metazoa; Chordata; Actinopteri; Cyprinodontiformes; Goodeidae
Gene: atp11a
Product: ATPase phospholipid transporting 11A
Exons: 31
Coding region: 348-3983 (1211 amino acids)
Biological process (GO): phospholipid translocation
Cellular component (GO): plasma membrane; endoplasmic reticulum; recycling endosome
Molecular function (GO): ATPase-coupled intramembrane lipid carrier activity; ATP binding; magnesium ion binding
Source: RefSeq, a predicted model, not a curated record
UCAGUGCACGCGCCCAGGUACAGGGGGGCACUAGACAGAGCCUAGAGGGUGGAAAGCGCACUUUCUCUGGAUGAAGUGCGCUAAAAGUGCCCUAAAAGACGCCCACUUUGAGCUUUCUUCCGCACCUUCUGAGUCUUAUUACGGUCUCUGAAGGGGAGAACAGGUUUAGUGUGUCGGGAGCAGCAUUCUUGGGACCAAGCCCUCUCUACUUUAGGAAGAAGACAAGGCUGAGAAAAAAGUCAUGGACAAAGGAAGAAAAAUAAAGAGGAAGCCAGCGGCUGCGGGGAAAUAAGCUUCACAGAAACACAGCAGAACGGAGAAGUGUCGGCAGAGGAAAUACGAGCAGGAUGGGGAUGGAUUUCAGCACUCUUCGGACUCUUAUCAGCCGAUAUUGUGCUGGUGAGGAGAACUGUGUAGACACCAGGACAGUUUACAUUGGACAGAAGAAGCCUCCUCCAGGGGCAGAGGCCUUCAUACAGCAAAGGUUUCCAGACAACAGAAUAGUCUCCUCCAAGUACACUUUUUGGAACUUCAUCCCCAAGAACAUGUUUGAGCAGUUCAGACGAGUGGCCAACUUCUACUUUCUCAUCAUUUUUCUGGUUCAGCUGAUCAUCGACACUCCCACAAGUCCAAUCACCAGCGGUCUGCCGCUCUUCUUUGUCAUCAUAGUGACCGCCAUUAAGCAGGGCUAUGAGGACUGGUUGAGACAUAAAGCAGACAACGCUGUCAACCAGUGUCCCGUCCACGUGGUGCAGCAUGGGAAAGUGGUCCGCAAACAGAGUCGCAAGCUUAUGGUUGGAGAUGUGGUGUUCAUGAAAGAAGAUGAGACCUUUCCAUGCGAUCUCAUUCUUCUUUCCUCAUCUCGAGAUGAUGGGAUGUGUUAUGUUACAACGGCCAGCCUUGAUGGAGAGAGCAGCCACAAGACAUACCAUGCAGUUCAAGAUACCAAAGCUUACAAAACAGAGGAAGAGGUCAACUACAUCCAUGCCACCAUAGACUGUGAACAACCGCAGCCAGACCUAUACAAAUUUAGGGGCAAUAUCAACAUUUACAUGGGAAACGAGCCAGUGUCCAGGUCAUUGGCUUCUCAGAACUUGCUGCUUCGUGGAGCAACACUUAAAAACACGGAAUAUAUCUAUGGUGUUGCUAUCUACACUGGCAUGGAAACCAAGAUGGCUCUCAACUACCAGUCCAAGUCUCAGAAACGCUCUGCGGUAGAGAAGUCAAUGAAUGCCUACCUGGUGGUCUACCUGUGCAUCCUCAUCAGCAAGGCUGUCAUCAACACGGCGCUGAAGUAUGUGUGGCAAGCCGACCCUAACAAAGACGAGCCGUGGUACAACGAGAAGACUGAGACUGAGAGGCAAAGACACAUUCUGAUCAGGGCAUUCACAGACUUCUUAGCCUUCAUGGUGCUUUUCAACUACAUCAUCCCCGUCUCUAUGUACGUCACCGUGGAGAUGCAGAAGUUCUUGGGCUCCUAUUUUAUGAUGUGGGAUGAUGAGAUGUUUGAUGAAGAGCUGGGGGAGAGAGCUGUGGUCAACACGUCGGACCUUAAUGAGGAACUGGGACAGGUGGAGUAUGUAUUCACAGACAAGACGGGGACUCUGACCGAGAACAACAUGGAGUUUAUAGAGUGCUGUGUGGAUGGAAAUGUUUACGUACCUCAUGUCAUCUGUAAUGGACAGGUGAUGCCUGGUUCUGAAGGUAUCGAUAUGAUCGACAUAUCACCGGGGCCGGAUGCCAGGGAGCAUGAGGAGCUGUUUUUCCGCGCGUUGUGUUUGUGCCACACAGUCCAGGUGAAAGAGGAGGAGACAGUAGAUGGGAUCAAACAUGGCAUCCACCAGGGCAAGUCCUCCUCUUUUUACAUCUCCUCCUCGCCAGAUGAGGUGGCGCUGGUGGAGGGCAUGAAGAGACUUGGUUUCACCUAUCUGCGACUCAAGGACGGUCAGAUGGAGAUCUUAAACAGGGAGGAUGAAAUAGAGAGGUUUGAGCUGCUAGAAGUUUUGACUUUUGACUCAGUGAGACGGCGGAUGAGCGUCAUUGUCAGGUUCAGCACAGGUGAGCUGUAUCUGUUCUGUAAAGGAGCCGAUUCCUCCAUCUUCCCCAGAGUUAUCUCAGGAAAGGUGGAGCAGGUCAAAGCACGGGUGGAGCAUAAUGCAGUGGAGGGCCUGAGGACUCUUUGUGUUGCUUAUCGGCCUCUGAGUGCUGAGCAGUACGAGCAGGUGUGCCACCUCCUGACGAGGGCAAAGUUGGAAUUUCAGGACCAGGACAAGUUGGUGGCCGAGGCGUAUGACCUGAUCGAGAGAGACCUCAUCCUGCUGGGGGCCACUGCUGUAGAGGACAGACUACAGGAUAAAGCCGCAGAUACCAUAGAGUCUCUCCACAAGGCGGGUAUGAAGGUGUGGGUUCUGACUGGAGACAAGAUGGAGACAGCGGCUGCAACGUGCUACGCCAGUAAGCUGUUUCGCCGCAGCACCCAGAUCCUGGAGCUUACCACCAAGCGGACGGAGGAGCAGAGCCUCCACGAUGUCCUGUUUGAGCUGAGCAGGACGGUCCUCAGGCAUUAUGGAGGCAUGUCCCGCGACACCUCUUCUGGUUUAUCGAGUGAAUACACCGACUAUGGCCUGAUCAUUGACGGAGCCACCCUCUCUGCUGUAAUGAGGCCCAGCCAGGAGGAGUCAAACUCAGGGAAUUACAAAGAGAUCUUCCUGGAAAUCUGUCGCAACUGCAGCGCAGUGCUCUGCUGUCGAAUGGCUCCACUUCAGAAAGCACAGAUCGUCAAGAUGAUCAAGGCGUCCAAAGAGCACCCAAUAACUCUUGCCAUUGGAGAUGGUGCAAAUGAUGUCAGCAUGAUCCUGGAAGCCCAUGUUGGCAUUGGUAUUAUGGGUAAGGAGGGUCGCCAGGCAGUAAGAAACAGUGACUACGCUAUCCCAAAGUUUAAACACCUCAAAAAGAUGCUGCUUGUUCAUGGACACUAUUACUACAUACGCAUCUCUGAACUCGUGCAAUACUUCUUCUACAAGAAUGUAUGUUUCAUCUUUCCCCAGUUCCUCUACCAGUUCUUCUGUGGCUUCUCACAACAGCCGCUGUAUGACACAGCCUACUUGACUCUCUACAACAUCAGCUUCACAUCGCUACCCAUCCUCCUCUAUAGCCUGAUGGAGCAGCAUAUUAACAUCGACAUCCUAAAAAAAGAGCCGUCGCUCUAUAGAGAUAUCGCCAAGAACUCGUUGCUAACAUGGCCCAUCUUCACAUACUGGACUGUCCUGGGCAUAUAUGAUGCUAUUGUGAUGUUCUUUGGUGCUUACUUCCUGUUUGACAACACCACCUUCACCAGCAAUGGACAGCUAAUGACAACCAACACACAGAUGAUGUUUGGAAACUGGACAUUUGGGACUCUGGUCUUCACUGUGCUUGUUUUCACUGUUACAUUCAAGUUGGCUCUUGAUACUCAUUACUGGACGUGGAUCAAUCAUUUUGUCAUCUGGGGCUCGCUUGUCUUCUUUGUUGUCUUCUCUCUGCUGUGGGGAGGAAUUAUUUGGCCUUUCCUGAACUACCAGCGGAUGUACUAUGUGUUCAUGCAGAUACUGUCCAGCGGUCCGGCCUGGCUUAGCAUUAUCUUGCUGAUCACGGCCAGUCUGCUGCCAGAUGUGGUGAAGAAGGUGUUCUGGAGGGCGCUGUGGCCCACCACUACUGAACGCAUACAGAAUGCUGAUAAACUCUACAAGGGCCAACUGUCAGAGUUCACCCCCUUAGCUGCUCUCCACCCUCCACCCAAGGCUGGCAGCCAGCGAGGCUCUGAAAACCAAAGGAACGCCCCGAACCCUCGAAGGUCUGACACCCCAAACAAGAAAAUCAUGUUGACACGUUGGCAAAGAAUGCCCAACUACUGCACCUUCACCCCCCUCCUUCUAUUUAGUGGCUCCCAUCUCUCGAGGCAGGGCAAUGCCUACAGUGGGGUGGGGCCUGAGACCGCUGUCUGAUUUAUUUUGUUUUUGUGUUUUUUGUACUCCAAUAUCAAAUAAAAGACAACUAUAUGGAGUUGACCUGAGCAAAAGGGGUUUGGAUAUAUCGCCCCUGAGCUGGAGUCGGACAUCGGGUGGUAUUCCUGAUGUCAUGCCGCUAGCUGUAAACGGGACAGGUUUUCAGCCACAAAGCCUCAUUUGCCACCAUGACUUGCAAAGGGCUCAGUGUAUUUAUGUCACAACACUGAAACAAAGAGACUCGAGAACUGUGAUUUCACUCUAAAAUAUGUGCACUGGCUCUUUAAGAGUACCUGCCUUCAGUGGCAACUAAAGUGUACUUUAUCUGUUAUUCCUUUUAAUUGUUUGUAUGUAUUCACACUGGGAUAAUGAUGAGUCAUCUCAUUUUCUUGUCUUCAGCUCCUUCAUCUUUCUCUCUGCUCUCUGCCCUGACCUGCCUCUCUUUAGGAAUACCUGCUGUUGGCUGUGUGCAAACAUGUUAUCCAGAAACUCUCCGUAGGACUCUGCACUCAGAUCCUACAGCAUUGUAAGGAGUUGUGUAGCAGAGGAGGAAAGCCUGAAUGUUGGAAAGUCGGUUGGUUCUUGUUUGUAAAUGUUUCUGCUGUGCAAAAAGAAAAACAAAGACCUUUCACUUUGACUCCACUGUCAGGCUUUCCUGCCACCUGUAGGUAGUGUUGUCUGAUAUGUGGGAUAGAUGUGGAUGUGUGAAAGCUAGAAGGGUUUGUGUUCAUUUUUGCUAGAGCUUUAUGUUGUAUUUAUCUGAAUAAAAUGCUCCGUAUUUAGCUGUUAUUAGCAGUAGAAAUUAGAGAUGCACCAAUCAGGCUUCUCAGCGGGUUAUCAUUAAGAAAACAAUGGGCUGCGUGUCCUUUUCCAUCGACAUGAAUUUGAAUACUUUUGAAUUUGACAGAAAAUGAAAGAGUUGCAAAAUUAUGCCCACUUAUGGGUCAAAGUGUAUGUCCUGUCCUUAACCUUUUUGUUAUUUAUAUUAAACCAAAAUAAGUGAACUAGAGGUACAAGUUUAUGGUUUAUGUGUUUAUAGACUGAAAACAAAGAGAGUUUUUAAUUCCGAUUUUCAACAAUGCUGCUUUAAAAACCAGAUUUUUUUACCUGCUCAUUUUUGAUAGGGGCAUAAAGGGAAAAUUAGCUGAUUCUGAUCUCUGGCUGAUUGAUUGGUGCACCUCUAGUAGAAAUAGUUCAGUCUUGCCUUACUUGUUUGUCUAAGCAAUUUUGAACAAAUGUCCCAAAAUAUUACCUUAAUGAAAUAUCUUGACCCGAAAGUGCCCCAAAGUCUUAAUGCCUUUAUUAAAGAUUGCCUUUUGAGGUAGGUACCUCCAAUAAAAAUCUUCAUUAUGACUUCAAUACUGUUGAAACUGAUCUAAAGAAAUUUGUUCAAAGUUAUGUCCAUGUCAUGAUAGUUUAAAUCUCGUAUUACUCAUUCAGGGCAACACAGAUUGUUGAAAGUAGCAAUAGGCCGAUUUAAGAUUCAUAGCAUAUGAUAACUUAGAGGAAAAAUUCUAUUGUAUUCUCUACUGUAUUACAGUAUUUACCCUAAAAUUUUAAAGUAAAUAUGUUAUGAUCUAAAUACUUUAAUUUAAUAUAGAAUUCCUGCUGCUGCUAUAAACAUAUAGCUUAUUAUAGCUUAAUAAUUAAAUCUUUAGGAUUUAUUUCUAGUUAUAUUGAUUUUGAUACAUAGACCCAAGCAAAAACAUGGUAGGAUACCUGUACAUUUUAGUAGUAGUUUUAUAGUGCAGAAGAUUUGUGUGUGUUGUUUACAGUUGCUGGACUAACAGUAGGAGUUGAAUUUUGCUGGCUAAUUAGUUGAGCUUUCUAUUCAGGUAGCCAGCCUGCAGUCUGCUGCUGAACAGAUAUGUCACUUGCAGCUGGCCGAAACUAAGCACAUAAUUAUAAAACCCUUAAACCCAUUACAUAUUAUUUUAAAAUAAUAUAGGUGCUCAUACAGUGAGCCUCUGUCUUCCUCUAAAAUGUAUCCAAGUGGCCAUAAAUCUGUAUAAAAUCAGCGUAGAGUUCCCAAAACACAAAUUCAAAGUAACAAAUCACUGAUCAAAAAAUAAAAAGAAUUAGGGAAACCCAAAUCAUAACACAGAAUCAAUUCAGAUAGACAAUGUCAGUUUAACUGGUUCUGACCCACAUUUUUACUCUGUCUUUAGGCGUCAGCAUUCUAAUUUAGUUUAACAGCUGUGUCAUUAUAAUACUUUAUGUUAGUAAGCUACACAGUAAUUGUGUAAGACAAAUUUUUGGGCCGAACCUGUGUUGUGUCUUCUUGUUCCUUCCCUUAAAUUCAAGAUUUAAUAGUUUAUACCCUCUAAGCUAUCUAAUAUUAUUGAUUUGCUGAUUACAGUAAAAAAUGGGCAUAUAAACCAUAGUAUUCCCAAAAAGAAAGAGGGGCUCUUUAAAUAAAAACAAUUUUAAAUUUUAAAUAGAUAGAUUUUGGCCUGUUAUAGUUCAUUUUUUAUUUUUUAAAGCCGUACAAUGUUGUUACAUUUGUCUUCUUUCUGUCUUUGUAGCUGUGUCUCUCUGUUUCUCUUCUUCUCCUUCUGGUGAAUUGAUGUGGAAGGUUUCUCACCUCUGCUACAGCUUCCUCCAUCUAUCUCAUCAUCAUCAUCAUCACCACCAUCCACUGUCCCCUCUUGCACCUCCUUUACCAUUGAUUCAUCUCUCCAUCCAUUGUGAGACAGAGCAGAAAUGCUGUUUUGAUCACUUGAUUAGGACCUCGAUUAAUCAAAGCCUUGUUGCUGCUACAGUAGAGAUACUUUUAGCUGCUUUACGUUAGGUGCCUUGUGCUAGUUUAUGAAAUGAAUGAUUGUUUAUAUGCUUUAUGGUGCAUUAAUAAGUGCUGAUGAGCACUUGGAUAGUACAAAGGCUCCGCAGAGCAUGGAAGUAUGGAUGCAAACAUGAGGACUGUAUGGGAGAAAUAUGUUAAAACGUGAUUAGAAUAAGUUUUGUGCAGUUUUUAAAAAAAAUAUCAAAAAACCAGCUGUCUUGGCUUCCUGCUUAAACAUCGGUUUAACCAAACAGCAGAACAAAAGCAUAACUUUACUAUUAAGAUUUUGUUUUUAAAUACUGCAAAUUACCCAAAUAUUGACAACUAAAACCAACACUGCGAAAGAGUAAAAUAUUAUGUCUCAAAUCAUAUUUUAAAACUUUAUUAAAUCCAACACAAUUGUUCACACAAGUCCAUAUUGUUACUCUAUAAUUUCUGGCAUUUAUCCUUUAUUAAGGUUUUUUGCUACAGAAAUAUACAAUAAACAUCAACUAACACAUAUAUUAGUACCCCUGAUUAAAAUGUGUGAAAAGCUGUAUAAUAAAUCCAUCUUUUAUUGCAGUAACAUACUCUCACUUGACAAAUUUUAGCACUCCCACAAAAUUCCCAGGGCCUUUGGAAGAGAAAAAGGCCCACAGCAUCAUUCUUCCUCCAUGAGGGCGCUUUUACUUUAGGUUAUGAUGGUAGAACAGAAACACCUUUUUAUUUACUGCUUUGACUGUAGAUAUGGACAAGUUUAGGUAAGUAUCUAUUUUCUCACAGCCGUUUUCUCUUGUCUUUCCUAAAUAAAUGUGAAAUUAAAGGUUUUUUUUUUUUUUGCCUUUUUCAAUGUGGGAUUAUGUUGCUGCAAUGAAAGAUUACUAUAUUUCCAGGCUUUUUAAUACAUAUUUACCAAGGUAGCUAAUACAUGUGGAGGAAGUUUAGAUGAGUAUUCAGUCUGACUGUUAAAUUACUGAAGCCAAAAAAAAUGGCUUCUCAGUGCUUUCCUCAUUUUUGUAAUGUCAGAUAUAAUAUAUGCUAAAGGUAAAUGUUAUCCUUUAAAGUGCGGAUUAUAUUACUGGAGCUUGAUUGAAAACGUUGGAAGAUUUACUUGGACAUGAACAUGUUCCUUAUUUUUCAUAGGUUCUAAACUUUUUUUAAAGCUUUUAUUUGUUAAAUUUGCACGUAAAUCAAACAAAAUAUUGGCACCUAAAACAACAAACCUGAAAAUUGCCUCCAAUUGUCCUCUACCAUGCUAUACUAGAUGUUUUUUACUAUUUGAAGACAGUAUUUUAUGUGUCUAAUUUAUGCAGACGUGUAAUCCAGCUACCCAAAUUUGUUGCUACCAAAUCGGUGCUGAACAUAUGUGUGUUAAACUGUAUGCAUAGCUUUGAAAGUAAAACGCCUGUUUCUGUGGUGUUAGCUGAUGUUCAGACACAUCGUAUGAGGAAUGACACUUUGCUGUAGACGCUUUCAAAGCCAUGAAUCGUGGACUUUAAGGUCUUACUGUACCUCUCGCUGUCGUCAUGUUUGUGUAACACUUUCUAAACCGACAGCCUUCAGAGAGAAUGCUAUCGUUUCCGCUUUGCAAUGCAUCAUUGUAAAGAAAUCUGUAUGUCUCAUAACUAAUGGUAUCGACAAACUACUGUGCAGUCAGAUACAGUAAAGGAAAAUAUAAACAUAUAUAUACAUAUAGUUCUGCUAAUUGUACAGUUUUGGGGUGUUUUUGUAUACAGUUUUUAAGAGUUCUAUCAACAUUUUAUUGUGGAUUUUUGCCAAUUUUUCUUUAGCUUGACUGUACAUUUGUUCAAAAUAAAAGCCAGAGGUGGAGGUAUGGGGGAAAAAAAACUGUUUUAUGUAUUUGUUUUUCAAAGAUUUACAGUUAUGCCUCAAUAAAUUAUAUUCCGUCAAA